AUGGUCAAUGGUGCAGGACAACAGCGCCCACUGUCCGAGCUUAGCCCCGUAGCUCAAAGACGAAACUCUCCGGUCUGGAACCAAAACACGAAAAAGAUGGCCCAUGGCAACUCCUCGCCUUUGGAAGUCUCUUCUUCUUUCAACGCGUCAGCUUCUCCGCGUCUUUUCUGGAAGGGGCGUGAGUCUGCUUCUCCUUUCAGCCAAGGUUCAGAAAACCGUGCCCCUUACGACCCGGAGGCGUCAUUUUCAGGAUCAAAACGCCCAUCUGUCGAGAACCUGAAGAAGUUCUCCAGAGUGAGGAACAGCCGCAUCUUCGCCCACGAGCAAAACAAUGAGUACGAUCCUGCCCAUAUCCAUGCUCCCCAGCGGCCCUUGGUCGCCAGGGGACUAUCUCAACGGAAGAGUCAAGAUAGCGCAGGUCGCGAUUCCCAGCCAGCUCCCAAGGAUCAGAAAUUGGAAUCCCGAGAAACUAGUGAACAGCCAGAAAAUGGAAAUCCAGCCAGGCCUGCCUCACCAAGCAAAGAUCAGACAUCUCCUGCCAAGUCAUCCUUGUCAAAGGGCAGCCGUUUUGGCCCGAAGGGGGCUGCUAUGAACCCGAGCAAUGAGAUCUGGCUCGACGGCAAUCGACAGUUUAAGAGUGUCACGUUCGACGCUGCUCCUCCGCAAAUUAAUGAAUACGAAAUGACGACUCCAGACCCAUCAACCAUUGCAUCGGAUUCCCAUGAGGGGAGCGAAGACUCUGAAGAAGACGAAGGUAAUAUCAGUUUCGAUCACGACUCCUCUAUUGACCGUGACGACAGCUUUGACGCCUCGCUGGAAGACAUCGAAAAAACUCCCGUGGUUCUCCCCGAGGAUUGGCGAUUCGUGAGUCCAGGCAAUGCUAAUGACGACCUUGUAAACGAGGAUGAGGAUCCCUUCACUGAGCAUGUGGAGAAGCGCACUCUGGACGACGUUCAAGACUCCCAUAUUGACUCGCAGGAUUCCAAUGCGGAGCGUCGUCCACUCCCACCUCUCCCCUCAACUCGGAUGGCCUCUCCUCGUCCAUCUUCGGCAGGCAGGCUAUCACGCGCAUUUGAUUUGGACAAUAACAAGAGGAUCUUACCUUCUCCCCCCGCGUCAGCGUCCUUUGGUCAGUCGGAGAGCAGCGAAAGAGAACUGGAGCAAGCGUCCAUGUCUUUAGAGGAUAAGCUGCGUCUGAUGAUGCUGGGAGAAACUGGUCACAAAAAUGAGCAGGCGGGUCAUGAGGAGCAGCAUGACGAACAGGUAUCUCGAGAGGAGAGUAGCGCUGAAGGAGAACGGAAGGAGACCCUCCGGAUGGAAGACUCACGCGAGCACGAGGAUGUAGAUUUCAUCGCGUUGGAUGGCCUGUCUUCACCACGGAUCUCCAGAGAGUCAAUCUUGCGUGAUAUUCGGAAAAGUGAUAGCUACUUGGAUGACUCGUACGAAUGCUCGUCGCAGAUAGAGUCCAGCUCUAUCCAGUACGGACAGUAUGACCCAGAUUUCCCGAUCCAGUCUCUCGAGAAUCAGGCCGACAACACAGAAAAUAGCGUGAACAUUAAAGAAGAAGAACAAGAUGAUGAUAUCUACGCGAUUCCCGAUUAUUACGAACAUGAUCAUGACGAAAACCCCCUACCAGAUAAUGAGCACCACGUACCUGAUGAUGAUGAUGAGAGUCGGUACUCACGACUGUCAACAGAGGAAACUCACGAAGAAAGCGUGCAUUCCAAAGGUUCUGAUGAUAGCCAAGUCACUGCCAUUGCUGCAGAACAGACUGAGCAGGCUGAUGAUGACGAAUCUACUAAUAAGGACCAAGAAGAACCCCGUGGGGAAGAGACUGCAGCUCCAGAUGGCGCUGCUGAUCAAGAGAUCCCUGAGCGUCCUGAGACGCCUCAAGGCAAAGAGUAUCACCUGUCCGAUGAAGAGCCUUCAACCCCAGGAUCUGUUAUUCACCAUUCCGUUGAUUAUGACAACCAUACAGAUGAAAGCGUCCCCGAUCCUGUCGCCACCGUGAAGGCCCCUGGGGGUAAACUGAAAACACGCCCAUCACUGACACCAGCUGACGUAGAAUCUAUGGCUGCUACCCGUCGGAGAAUCAGCGGCCAGCAACCUCCAAUGCCGGCCUUGAGCAAGCAGGUAUCUAAUGAAUCUCAGAAAUCGGCCGCAGAUGAUUCAGAACCUGAAACCAAGGAGGCCCUACAAGAGGCACCGCGACUGCCCCCUCCCAGCCGAAAGGAGUCCCAGCGGCAGAGUAGUUUGGUUAAGCUGGAUAUCCCAUUCAGCAUUCAGGAAGAAAGCCUUGGCUUCGGACUUGACAAGGAAUUCGAUCGCGUCAUGGAGACCCAAAAGGUGGCGUUUGAAAAAGCCCUUUCCCAGUCCCGGUUCCCACUCUUUUACACCCACGCUGCUACCCAUUCCCAGGAGGCCGUGACCUCGCAAGAUGCAAAUACCAGUAAUUCUGGACUACCCACUGACACCUAUGCUUCCAAACAGAGAGGUUAUCUGAUGAGACACAACACAAAAGUCAUUGUCGCCAGCAGCAGCAACGUGGAUGACGAACCCGUUUCGUCUGGUAAUGGGACGACAUCUGAACCACGUAGUACAAGGUCUGCAGGCUCCUCUCCCCGGAAGGCGAGCCAGCAAACCUGGACAACCGUGCCCUGGAAUAGCCAACCGCGGCGUGCAAGCAUCAAAAUGGCUGGCGGUAUUCCCAAAAAGAAACCAGUUCCAGGUCCAGUGCCUCCCUUGCCAGGACACGCAAGUAAUGUACAAGAUGUACUCACCGGUGCAGAGGAAUCCGAACCCCCUUUCAAUGAAGUUUUUGAGGAAGGGGAAGAGAGAGGGCGCCUAUUUGUUAAGGUUGUAGGUAUAAAAUACCUGGACCUGCCGCUCCCUAAAGGCGAGCGAUCUUAUUUCUCAUUGACGUUGGAUAAUGGUCUCCACUGUGUUACUACAUCUUGGCUAGAGCUUGGAAAAUCCGCCCCGAUUGGACAGGAAUUCGAGCUCAUUGUCCAAAAUGACCUUGAAUUUCAACUGACGCUCCAGAUGAAGGUCGACGAAUCCAAGUUCAAUACGCCGGAGGUUGUCACUGCGUCCCCCACCCGGCAGAAACCAUCCACGUUCAGUCGGGUGUUCGCUAGCCCACGAAAACGUAAGGAGAUGGACUUGAAGCAGCAGCUCAUGAUGCAGCAGCAAAAGAGCAACAAUGCCAAUCCCGGAGCAUGGGACAAACUCAGGACAUUGAUAGCUCGUGACGGUAGUUUUGCCCGAUCAUACGUUGCGCUGAGUGAUCAUGAGAAGCAGGCCUUUGGCCGCCCAUACACUGUCGAUGUUUCUUGUUUCAAUGAAUGGGCCAUCGAUGACCAGCCAAGCAGUGUCAAGAGCAAGAAGAGCACUGCCAGCAACUGCUCGCAACGACGACCUCCUUAUAAGAUUGGAAAGCUGGAGCUGCAGCUUCUUUUUGUUCCGAAGCCGAAAGGUGCCAAGGAUGAAGACAUGCCAAAGAGCAUGAACGCUUGUGUUCGGGAGAUGCGUGAAGCAGAAAGCGUCGCAUCCCGAAGCUUUGAAGGUUUCCUGUCUCAGCAAGGCGGUGAUUGCCCAUAUUGGCGCCGGCGUUUCUUCAAACUGCAAGGUUCUAAGUUAACUGCUUACCAUGAAACCACUCGUCAACCUCGUGCCACCAUCAACCUCGCCAAGGCUGCGAAGUUGAUUGACGACAGGUCUAUCCUGACUCAAAGGGAAACGACAACAAAGGGUGGUGGCCGGCGAAAAUCAGCCUUCGCAGAAGAAGAAGAAGGGUAUAUGUUCGUCGAAGAAGGCUUCCGCAUCCGUUUCGGUAAUGGUGAGGUUAUCGACUUUUACGCGGACAGCGCAGCGGACAAGGAAAAAUGGUUAGACGUGCUUGCCGACGCCGUUGGAAAAGGGCCCACCCCUGGAAAUGGGCAGGCCAGGGCAUGGACUGAACUAGUCCUUAAGUACGAACGGCAACAGAAAAUGAAAAGAGAAGCCGACCGGCUCCUUGGCAAUAGCGCAGGAACGGCUCCCCAGUCCACUUCUAGGAAGGAGGCAUCUCCUCUUCUGACUUCUUCCGCAUAUUCGAGAUCGUCAAUGCAGCUGCCGCCGUCUGCGUCUCCAUCUAAUUUGCCGCGGCCCAGUCACAAACAUGCACAUUCUCAGCCAGAAGCCCGGAGUGCCGAAGCUCGCAGGCAGAAGACACGUUCCUUGAUGUUUUGAUUCACCAACCAUCGCUACAGGCGGCGUCAUUUGUUACAGGACCUUUGUUUUGUUUUCCCAGCUGGCUUCUAUGGCUGGUGCUGAAUCGUAAUCUCGUCGCUUUUCUUUCUUUGCGUAUGUCACCCUCUCAUUUUGUUCCUGUUCCCUAUUUCAUUGAUGAGACCUCUUUUCUUUUCUUUUCUUUUCUUUUUUUUUUGUUUUUUGAGUGUUUGAUGUUCCUUAACGUUUUGUGUAGCUGAUUUCCGCUUUCUCGUCUCUCCUUCCAUCUAGCCUGGGCAUUAUUGGAAUUAGAAGAAAAUGAAGCAAUCUCCUAAUGCCAAACGAAGGGUCAUGUCCUUUUUUCUUUGUUUUUCUUUUGUGUUUCUUGUGUCUUCCGCGAUGCUCCAUCAUCUCGGGUUUUAUGUUUUUUACUUUAUUAUUCCCUUAUGGGGGAUUAAUUGAAAGUUCAUCACCUAAGUCUUUGUAUUAACUAACUAUUCUUUCUCUAUUACUCAGUUCCACAAAUAACUAACUAGUUAUAUUUUUGC
Molecule: messenger RNA, 4757 nt
Organism: Monascus purpureus
Lineage: Eukaryota; Fungi; Ascomycota; Eurotiomycetes; Eurotiales; Aspergillaceae
Source: the annotation of a GenBank genome assembly